CGCUCAAGCGGCAUGUAGGACUGAGGUUUCUGGGUUAUCAAAUAAAAAAGGUUAUAUAAAAUCCAAAGUAAUCAACCUAAAUUCAGGCUCAAUAAUUUAAGCUUGAAAAAAAUUGUAUCAACAAGUAGGGCAGACAAAUGAGCCGGACUUCUCUAAAUUAAAAUCCAACUCAACUAGUACACCCAUAAAAAAAUCAUGACAAAAAAUCUCAUUGGAUUUUGGAAGAAAAUCCUGAUCAAACCUCGCGAGGCAUGGAUAUUCAUAAGUUUGAUGAAUAUAACCGCAAAUAAUUAUUCCGGUCACCCAUUUUUUUUGUUAUUGAAAAAAUUUCUACAAUUUAAUAACGCCGUUAACUUAUUGUUUUACUUUUGGGAUGUAUAUCAUGUGAAAAAUGGAUAGGAUUUUAGCCAAACCAUACACCCAACCCACUAAUUUGGAAAACGAAUUUUACAUACACCUAGCCCAAAAUUCAUCAGCAUUAGGUAGAAAACGGUUUAAGCUAAGUAACCGCGAAUACAAAUUCGUUGAAACACAGAGCACAGCUCUUUUGUUGUACACUUGUACGGUAACCUCAGAUUGGGCCGAAGCCUUGUUUUCUACACAACCAAACCCAGCUAGCUUGCCUUACCUUCCCACCUAAGCCCAGUUAACAAGCCCAUAACGCUCGUCCAACUCGCCCCCUCUUGUUUUCCCUUCCCCGGUUCUCGUAUAUAUUAUACGCUCACUAAACCCUAAUACCGAAACACCAGCAGCCGUCCUGCAGAGCAAAUCCUAGGCCGAAGAAAGGGAGAAAGCCGCUCGCUCUGAAGGUAAUUCUCCUCCGCCGCAUCGCUUGUCGUCGAAUUUCCAGCAUCUGUAUCAUCGUUUAUUCUUUCCCAGAUCUGUCUCAUUUCAUCAUCCUUCUGAAUCUGCUCGUAGUUCGAUUGAAAGAUCGAGUAUUUCUUUGAUUCCCAUUUGCUUGUUCUUUUUGGUUGUGAAUCCUUCGGCUCGCGUUCUGAAUUGAAUGCCUUUGUUGUUGUUGUCGUUCGAUUUGUUUUGUUGCAGGUGAGUCACCAUGAAGCAUAACAAUGUUAUCCCCAAUGGCCAUUUCAAGAAGCACUGGCAGAACUAUGUCAAGACAUGGUUCAAUCAGCCAGCGAGGAAGACCCGCAGACGCGCUGCUCGUCAGGAGAAGGCAGUGAAGAUUUUCCCUAGGCCUACUGCUGGACCUCUUCGUCCCAUUGUCCAUGGGCAGACUUUGAAGUACAACAUGAAGUUGAAGGCUGGAAGAGGUUUCACUCUGGAAGAGUUGAAGGCUGCUGGAAUCCCGAAGAAGCUGGCACCAACCAUUGGAAUUGCAGUUGACCACCGCAGGAAAAAUAGGUCUCUCGAGGGGAUGCAGGUUAAUGUUCAGAGGUUGAAGACUUACAAGGCCAAGCUUGUUGUCUUCCCAAGGCGUCCUGGCAAAGCUAAGGCUGGUGAUUCUGCUCCCGAGGAAAUGGCAACCGCGACUCAAGUCCAGGGUGAGUUCAUGCCUAUUGCACGUGAGACUCCAUCGGUCGAGCUUGUCAAGGUUACUGGCGACAUGAAGUCAUUCAAGGCCUAUGAUAAGCUCAGACUAGAGCGUACCAACCAGCGCCACUAUGGUGCUAGGCUGAAGAAGGCCGAGGAGGCUGCCAAGGAAGACAAAAAGUAAAAAAGAGAACAGUGUUGUGAUCUCCCUUUUGGUAUUCCAUUUUAGCAGUCAGUUUUCCGAGGUAGAGACCGUUAUGGAUUCUGUUUGGAAAAGUUGUUGAAUCUGUGUUUGCCUUGCUCAUACAUUGUCGUUGGAUUAGUAAGGAGAUUUUGCAAUGUGGAAUGGAUGUUUUGUUUCCCUAAGAAUGCUUUAUGCUUUAUAUGAAAUAUGAAUGGAGACUGGAGCUACCUACGAUGAAUUAGUCCGUUGGUUUACUGAUUUACAUUUGGUUUUAAAGAUGCCUUCUAGAGGAAAAUUGAGGGUUUUAGGUAGGGUUUCAAUUAACCCUUAAUCAACGUACGUUUUUGUGAAUGUGGUAAUUGAACACCAUUAGUGCUGAUGUACAUGGAACAUGUUUUGGGUAUCUUGUUUUAGCCAUUUGGGAUAGUGUGUCUGCCAAUCGAUAAGCACUCUGUGUGACUGUGUCUCUGUCACUUUAGAGUUUAGACGAGAACCAACUAGGUAAACUGAACAAGCAAUGAAUUUGGAUGAUGGGUUGAUAUCUAGAAGUGAGUGGAGGAAUCAAGCGGAGGUAAUAGACUGUGACAAUAUUAUUAUCUACUCUCUUUGCCUUCUCCUUCGUUGCUCUCGAGAUGAUCUGUUGUUCACCGUCUGGAAAGACCUACAUGUUCGCCGGAAGGAAAUAUCGGUGGUUCAGAGCAGACUGAGACUCUUGAUCAUGGCGGAAGAAGAGCAUCCACCUCACCCCACCAAGCUGGCUCCUUCUGCUUCUUCUUGUACUGUUUUUUUGAAGAGGUUAGAAGUUUCAAGAAAAGAGUAUUUUUGAGUAAGAAAUUCGGAUUUUUGAAGCGAUUCCAUUGGUGCAUUAUGUUGUUAGUGGUUCUUUCCCCCGCCAUUGUAUAGUUCCGGACUUGAAAGAGAGAACAGGAGUUGCAAAGGCUCUAUAGUGGCUCUGUUUCCCCUGUUUUUGGCUUCUCUAGUUGAAUAAAAUCCUUGUAAUGGAUGCACAUAAUUAGUACAGACAGGUUGAAAUUCUUCUGUUAUUAGAUGAAUUUGCCAUGACCAACUGAUAGACAGCUACAUCAUUGUUGAAUUUGCCUGUUCAUAUCAUUGGUUUGCUUGAUGGGUUGAUCAGUUGGAGCUGGAUGGAUCAUCAAGAGAGGAAAUGACACACAUUUACUAUUUGAUGACUAAUGUACAGAGAUCAAAAGAGCCAUAGCCCACUGAAAUCACUUCACCAAUCUCUCUUCAGAAUUCAUGACUUUCCUUUCCUGCAAUCCGACUAUGGUGCUUAGACCCGCUUCAGCCUCUAAGUCAUGAAGGUGUGUAGCAUGAUCUCCUUUUAGUAGUGAACAAUGACUUGGUUUAAAGGUACAACCACUAGGUUUCAUGUUCAAAUUCCUUGAACGAUAAAAAGCACAAACAAAUCUGUAUCAAGAAUAAAAAAUAAAAAAUAAAAUCCCAGCAUAUUCUUUGUAUUUUGCUUUAAAAAGGCCUUCAAGGGGAGAAGGCAGAUUCCAGAUUGGUAAAUGGUUAAGUUAGGGGGUCUGCAAUGGGCCUUUUUUUCUUUCUGGGCUUGUGGCUAAUUCCUCCUUGGUCUUUUUAGCCAAUCCGACCACACUGUCGUUGUAGACUUGUAGUAGACUAGUAGUUAUUUAAGAUUUGUUUUACAAUGAGUUAAGCAGCCUUUGAUUAACCAUGGGGUUAAUAAUCAGAUAAGAUAAUU
Linum trigynum is the source of this 3401-nucleotide messenger RNA. Lineage: Eukaryota; Viridiplantae; Streptophyta; Magnoliopsida; Malpighiales; Linaceae. The record is from the annotation of a GenBank genome assembly.